AUGAUAACUUAUUUAGAUAAUACACCAGUAGGUGAUUUGAUUCGAGCGGUUUCAGUAAAACACGCCAAUCAAACAAUCUUCAAACAUCCAGCAAUGCUAUUGCUUGUUCAUGAAUCACACUCCAUUUUCUCUCGUGUGCAACAUAAUGCAAAACUUGCCACACUCACCGUGUCUGACGUUCUGUCGUACAGUUUACAGUAUCGUUCCAUUAUUCGAUCAACACUUUCAACAAUUUCUGUAUCAGAAUUUGAAAUUAAAGAAUUACUUACCACAGCAGAGCUUAUUUGGUCGCUUGUUGAAGCUAUUUUCAUUAAAACUCAUGAUUCAUCUGUUGUUGUUGACCUAAUGACUUGGGCGCGUUUCUGCUUGGCACAUACUCCAUACGUUGAUGAAAUUUCAAACUUACUUCGUGGCAGCAAAAUAAAAAGGCUCAACAAAGAACAUUUUUGGCAUCAGAUUAUCUAUUUUAUCCUAAGUGGUAUGUUCAACAAUGCAGUUACUUUUCUGGAAACAUACGGUAAUUUGUGUGAUGAUGAUGCUGUGCGAUGCUUGGCCAAAGUAGUUUCCGAAAUAAAAAUGGAUUUAUUAAGUGAUGAAAAUACUGUCUCGGAUUUUAUCAGUGCGCAGGAGGAAGUACGUAACAUGUGUACAAGCGGACUUUUUCGAACUAAUGCUGAAGCUGAGAAGGUGGCGAUGAUUAUUGCCGGUGACAUUUCCACCAUAACAUCAGUUUCAGUUCAGCUGGACAAUUGGUUUGAAUUGGUACCACCGUAUUUAUUAUUCGUUCAACCAGGUGCUACUCUUCCUCAACUUAGAGAUGUUGUUAAGGAUUGUUUAAAAAUUUUCGGCGUAAGUAAAUGUAAUGGAAUUGAUGCUGUAAUGUGUGAGCUCUUUUCAUUAGAAGCACUGCGGGCUCUUCAUCGAAUUUCAACAUCAAGUACCAACUGGUGGUUUCCAGCUCAUCUAGCAGAUUUAUUACAAAAAGCUGAUGAACGGAUAACAAGUGCUUUUGGUACGGAUAUACGUCAAUACCUGAUUAUCGAAUAUGGAUCGUCACUCUUCAGUGAACCUGGAUUGUGGCAAGUGGGAUUUGAUUAUCUUCGUGAAACUGGUGAUGAAGGAUUGGCUCAUUUAGAGUUAUUAAUAGGACAAGUACCUGUGGACAACGAAACUGUUGCUACGAAGUUAUGCUCAUUAUGUGAUGAAGUAGGUUUUGAUCAAACACGAAAGGAUAUUACGCGAACUACGGCCUACAGGCUGUUGCGUGCAAGGAAAUGGGGCAGCGCUCUGUCGUGGGCCAUAAGGUCACGUGAUAUCGAAAUUGUUUCUACCAUUGCUGAUUAUGUGGUCAUGCAAUGUGCACCUGAUCAAUUUUCGUCCAUUACCGUUGUUGAGCAUUUCACAGAAGUGAUGUUACUUUCUUCAUCAUUUGCAUUCUUGCAUCGGUAUUAUAAAUUUCGAAAACUGUUAGAGUCAGACCAGAAAAUCAAAGCUGCCGAACUGCUGGUAGAACUGAUUGUUUCAAAUUUAGUUCCAAGGAAGUUUGAUAUUAUACUUGUAUCCGAUUUGAUUUCUAUUCUCGGUUACGAUGAUGAGGUUCUUUUAAGUAAAGAUGGUACUGAGCAGCUGUUAGAACAUUUAAUACACUAUGAAGCAGACGGUCCGUUUGAUCAUAAUUUUGAUAUGUGGAAAAUGCGUUUACGUACAGCACGUUACUUGUUGUUACAAAAUUUGGCUCGUACUAUCACUUCCUCUUCAUGA
Molecule: messenger RNA, 1761 nt
Organism: Acanthocheilonema viteae
Lineage: Eukaryota; Metazoa; Nematoda; Chromadorea; Rhabditida; Onchocercidae
Source: the annotation of a GenBank genome assembly